UGGAACGUCAUUUGCGUCCUUAGUUUGCGCACGCGCUUAGAUGUUUUAGUCACGGAAGCACCUGAGUUGUUGUAUGCGUUCACAGCUUUGCUAGGCUUAUGGUGGUGUGAAGUAAAUGGUUCAAAUGCGUUAAGGGACAGCAUGUUCGGCUAUGUAACGUUAUGUGUCGCGUUGUUAUCACUGGUAGUGUUGUUCCUCCCUCGUGAAUGGUCCUUUAAAUUUGGAAAAGAUUCAACCUCGGGGCCCCCUGUGCGGCUACUGAACAGCCGUGAAUUAUCACUGUACAGCGGGGAGGAAGGCAGCAAGGGCCUCUACCUAGCCAUACUGGGCAAAGUUUUUGAUGUACACAGGGGACAGAAGCAUUACGGACCUGGUGGUGCUUAUCACAUUUUGGCAGGCAAAGAUGCCUCACUGGCCUUUAUCACUGGGGACUUCACGGAAAGUGGUCUGACAGAUGAUGUGUCCAGCCUGUCCCCACUGCAGAUGAUGGCCCUUUAUGACUGGCUGGCCUUCUAUCAGAGGGACUACCAACCUGUAGGUCUGGUGAUAGGUCGGUUCUAUAGCAAGACUGGGCAGCCCACGGAGGCCCUUUUGCAGGCAGAAGCAACACUAGCAGAGGGCCAGCGAAUCAAAGCCCAGUCUGAGGCUGAGAUGUUACGCUUUCCAGCUUGCAACUCACAGUGGAGCGCUGCCGGGGGAGGAAGAGUCUGGUGCUCAACUAAGAGUGGUGGGGUGGAAAGAGGCUGGACGGGUGUCCCCCGCAAGCUCUUCUCUCCAGGCUCCAAGGGCGUUCGCUGUGUCUGUGUUGAAGACCCAUCAGCAGCAGAGGAAGACCCCAACUUGCAGAAGUAUGACGGCUGCCUUCCACUUGCUGACUCAUGCUCUGUUCAAGAGAACUAAUCUAUGGGCCAACCCAGAGAAUGGACUUAUUCAUGGCCUGCUUUGCCGCAGCACAAAACUCAGGAAAACUUUUAUAAAUCACAUCAAUGAACUUAAGCAUAAUAAAAAAAAAGUUAGAAUUAAAAGAAAUUCAAUGCAUUGGUUUUUUGAUGACCUUUAUGUAAAGUUGUCCUCCCUUUCUCUAAAAGGAUACACCAGGAAGAGACAGGCUAGAUAUCUGAGCAUACAGAUACAAUAUAAUGUGCAUAAAAGAUUAAACAAUGUGCAUAAAAGAUUAACAGAGGCAAGAUUUAGGUUUGUCACAAUGACAAGCACAAACUGCAUUAAAGUACAAAACAGUUGUAGUGGUCAAAAAUAUCACACAUUUAUCUGUACAAUUUAACAA
This is a messenger RNA of Scatophagus argus, 1285 nucleotides long. RefSeq names its product neuferricin. Gene Ontology annotation, cellular component: membrane; endomembrane system. The transcript is spliced from 4 exons. The record is from RefSeq and is a predicted model, not a curated record. NCBI's taxonomy places the organism in Eukaryota, Metazoa, Chordata, Actinopteri, Scatophagidae. The annotation marks the transcript as partial.